UUGUAACUAUACGGACAGUUUAGGUGGCCGGACCGAACCAGGAAGUGCGUCCCUGCUGUGACCUGCUCGCCGUUAGCUUUUAUAAAAUGGACCCGUAGCUGAAGACCAAAGUCAUGUUUAACUUGAGGACACUGCAGAAGAAUAAAACGGUGAAAUAUGGAAUUCCUAUGCUGUUGCUGGUAGUUGGUGGCUCCUUCGGCCUGCGAGAAUUUACACAAAUCCGAUAUGAUGCCCAAAAGCUCAAAAGAAAGAUGGAUCCCGCCCUGGAGGCUAAAGUGAACAUGCAGAGGCAGUCGGUCAUCCUGGAGGAGGAGUACGAGAAGUUAAAGGAGUUGAAUUUGGACGAGUGGAAGAACAUCCGUGGUCCUCGUCCCUGGGAGGACUCCAAGGAGUACCAGGAGCAGCAGCGCAGCAAUCUGAGCAAAAACAACUGAGACUCGAGGACUGAGCGGCAACACAAUGAUGGAGGACGGAGCGGUCUGCAGCGAAGACGCCACUGAGGUUCAAUUAUCGCUGCAGCUUCAGGGCCUCCUCAGUCUGGGCUUCUGUCGGACUCCAAACUCGAGACACAUUCAGGACUGCGACAGGCUAAAGUAAAGUUAAGAUGAUUCUUCUAGUAUCCUUACGUAUGGAUCAGUCACCUGUUUGGAGGUUUUUGUUCUGCAGCCUGAUCAGGAGUUUGUUCUAAAAACCAGCCAGUAGGGGGCACAUCUGUGUCCUGCUGCACCUUCCACACACAGACCAAGGUGUGAUUUCCAUGUCUCAAUAAAUUCUUGCCGUUGAUCCAAA
Messenger RNA from Acanthochromis polyacanthus (spiny chromis), 789 nucleotides. Its product is annotated as cytochrome c oxidase assembly protein COX16 homolog, mitochondrial. The record is from RefSeq and is a predicted model, not a curated record. The coding region runs from base 114 to 434 and encodes 106 amino acids. Gene Ontology annotation, biological process: mitochondrial respiratory chain complex IV assembly. NCBI's taxonomy places the organism in Eukaryota, Metazoa, Chordata, Actinopteri, Pomacentridae. Gene Ontology annotation, cellular component: mitochondrial inner membrane. The transcript is spliced from 4 exons.